Molecule: messenger RNA, 1059 nt
Organism: Malassezia pachydermatis
Lineage: Eukaryota; Fungi; Basidiomycota; Malasseziomycetes; Malasseziales; Malasseziaceae
Product: homoserine kinase
Exons: 1
Coding region: 1-1059 (352 amino acids)
Biological process (GO): L-threonine metabolic process
Molecular function (GO): ATP binding; homoserine kinase activity
Source: RefSeq, a predicted model, not a curated record
AUGAGCCGUCGUUUCUCGAUUGACGUUCCAUGCACAUCGGCCAACAUUGGCCCUGGGUUCGAUGUGGUCGGUUUGUCUCUCUCGCUCUAUCUACACCUCGAUGUCACGAUCAAUGCGAGUAAGACCGAGCAGCGUCACCCCAUUCUCUCGUACAGUGGAGAAGGCGCUAAGGAUGCGCCGCUGGAUCCCUAUCACAAUCUGAUCACACGUGUGGCCUUGUAUGUGAUGCGCGUGAACAACAUUAAGACUUUCCCUUGCGGCGUAUCGAUCCACGUACACAACGAGAUUCCUUUCGGUCGUGGUCUGGGCAGCUCGGGCGCCGCUGUGAUUGCUGGUGUGCUGCUGGGCAACGAGCUAGGCGAGUUGAAAAUCUCCAAGGACCGCCUUCUUGACUACGCGCUGAUGAUUGAACGGCACCCGGACAAUGUGGCUGCAGCGCUGAUUGGUGGCUUUGUUGGGUCGUACUUGCUGGAGCUCACAGGCGAAGAUGCGGUGACGACGCAAGUGCCCCUCAGUGAGGUACUCCCUGAAUACCCAGAUGACGCAUCGGAAGCAUGGGGCUACAACCCGCCCACGCCACCUCAGGGCAUUGGCCACUACAUCCGCUUCGGAUGGGCAAAGGAGAUCAAGGUCAUUGCCAUUGUCCCUCACUUCGAGGUGCUGACGGCCGAAGCACGAAGUGUCUUGCCAGAGACGUACUCCAAGAAGGACCUGAUCUUCAACCUACAGCGCCUCGCAGUGCUUACCACCUCUCUCACGCGCUCACCGCCGGACGUCGGCCUGAUCUACCAGGCGAUGCAGGACCGCGUGCACCAGCCGUAUCGCAAGAACCUCAUCCCUGGUCUGCCGCGCAUUCUCGCCUCUGUCACGCCGUCAACGCACCCUGGCUUGCUGGGCAUCUGCCUUUCGGGUGCUGGGCCUACGAUCCUGGCCCUGGCAACCGACAACCUGCAGGACAUUGCCGAUACCAUCUGCGCCGAGUUUGCGAAGGAGAACAUUACAUGCGAUGCCAAGUUCCUCCAAGUCACAGAGGACGGUGCGGUGGUUCGGGAGCAGUAA